This is a messenger RNA of Dermacentor andersoni, 4927 nucleotides long. RefSeq names its product SIDL trafficking protein particle complex subunit 10 (gene SIDL). NCBI's taxonomy places the organism in Eukaryota, Metazoa, Arthropoda, Arachnida, Ixodida, Ixodidae. Gene Ontology annotation, cellular component: TRAPPII protein complex. Gene Ontology annotation, biological process: intra-Golgi vesicle-mediated transport; early endosome to Golgi transport. The record is from RefSeq and is a predicted model, not a curated record.
AUCGUGCAUCGAAAGUGGAAGCCUCUGCUGUGGUGUAAUGUAAUGCGUUAUGACGCUUCUGCGUUAGUUAAGGAGGUGGUGUGUAGCGCGUACCGGCGGGACCCCGAAAUCGGAUGCAUAAGCAGCCGGACGAAAGCCGGCAACUAGCAGCGCGGACCAUCGACGACACGCGAUCGCAACUCACUGUCGGUGGUGCGGCGGCGUUCCGUCACCGCCUCCUCCAAGAUGCAGUGUCCGCUGGCUCCGCGGCUAGCAGAAAGCGCUCUUCCAACGCUGUGACCCUGCCCUGGGAUGCAUGGCCGUGCCCAGAAUGAACUGCAAACCGAUCGUCACGUAUGCAGGUGACAAGCCAGUGUUCAAAGCCCUUGAGAAGCUGUUUCUGGAAGGGUUGCCGCAGGAGCCUGUUGAGUGGACACGGUCCUACGGGCGGGGCCCGAAGACGGUGCGGGUGGAGUGUCGCUUUGUCGAGUAUGAUGUGGCCCAGCUGUCUCGAGAGAAAGAUGGCCGCCUGCUCGAUCAGGCACACUUGCAUGUGUACUGCACUGACUGCAACGACCUGGAAACGUACCGGUCUCGUGUGCGAGAUGAAAUUAUCGAGUGGAUGUCUCAGCUCAAGGAGGCCGGAAUCUGUGACUGGAUGCUGAUCGCCGUGGAGCUGACAGAUGCGCGGCGUGCCAACAAGGCCAAGCUCCUAUCACGGGCGACUGUCUUCGACCGCAUGCGUGCUGACUUCCCCAGCAAGAAUUUCGAUCGGUGUGUGCAGGUGUAUGCAGACUCAAGCGGGUCGGUUCAGGCGGCGCUGCUGGGGCGCCUGCGGCAGCUUUUGUUGCAUGCCACAGGGCGCCUCCUGGGCCGUUAUGAGGAGCUGAUACGGACGCAGCGGGAGAGGCGAACCGUGCCCAACUGGUCUUUUCUGCACUUCUUUUUCCUGCAGGAGGAGCUGGCAUUUGUGCUAGAGGCAUUGGGACUGUAUGAUGAAGCCCUGGUGCAGUACGAUGAGCUUGAUGCCCUGUUUACCCAGGUGGUCAUCAAUUCGGCCAGUGGAGAGAUGCCCGAGUGGCUGUGCCAGCUUGCACAACUGGGCUGCGAGGCUUGGGGAGGGCUGCAGCUCGGCGUGGACCCUGCACACAGCCCUGAACGGCAGCUUCUGCUGCACAGAAAGGGUUCCCUGCUGCAGCUGCGCAACUACCUCUUCUCCCGGCAGUGUGCCCUACUUCGCCUACAGAACCGGGCAUCCGAGAUGGCAUCACGCACGCUCUCGUUCCUACACAACACCGUCCAUGAACUGGCCAUUCUGGAGGUGACUACACCGCCAGGGGCAGUGGCCUGCUGGGUGUUCACCAGCUGCCUGGAGGUGCUGUCUGCGUGCGAGGGUGACGGCCCAACAGAAGAAGUGGCACCUGCCAAUGCUACACCGCCUCUGUCGCGGCGAGGGGAGAAACAGCCACAGCAGCAACCACAGCAACCGCAGCAACAACCACAGCAGCAGCAGCAAUCUACGAUGGUGAAUGGUGCGGCGUACUCCCUACACACUGUGGGGCUCUGGUCUUAUGCCAGAGAAAAGCUCAAGCAGUUGGGUGAGCUGUGUGGCCUGAUGCCUGGCAGGGAGUCCACUUCCGAGCAGCUGCUCAUGGUGAUCACACUUCUUUCGGGCAUGCAGUCGUUGGAAGCCGAGUUGGACAGCCAGUCUCCACACAGCCAGCUGAGGGAGGCACUCUCUUCCAAGGAAUCCUUUCUCAAACACUACCUGGAUCUGUCGGAGCACACCAUGAUCAUGUUCAAGCACACAGGGCGACUACGGUCGGCCAGGCUUGUGGGCAGAGAUCUGGCUGAGCUGUACAUGCAGCUGGGUGAGCCGCAGAAGGCGGUGCCCUUCCUCGUGGAGCUGGUGCGGAGCCAGGCAGACGAAGGAUGGCACCGGCUGGCAGCCAUUGGGCAACGCCGCCUGCUCGAUUGCUAUGCUCAGACGUGCGAGUGGGGGCGCUACGUGCGUACGGCGCUCGCCUUGGCCGCCUGUUCUGCGCUACCUAUGGACGAACGUCUCCAGCUGUUCGAAGAGGUUCAGCCAUGCAUGCAGAACCUGCGUGAGAUGGGAGACGGGCCUGUGGCGCUGCCCAUGGAGGGCCUGGUGUCACUAGAAGCCGAUGAGGCUAGUCAUGCCCUCCCACUGCCUGCAUCGACAGUGCCUCGGUGGGCAGAGGGCAGUGAGGUCGAGCUGUCGUUGACCCUGACAAGCCAACUGCCCGCUACCCUCAAAGGGUGCAUCCUGACCCUACACCUGAAUCGGCUAGAGGCACCUCCAUCCGUCACCAACACACCAACUCAGAAGCAUCGUGGCCGUUGGAGUUGGCUAGCUUCGAGUGGCCGCCCUGGUGGGUGGAGCCCUCGUAUGGCUGUGCUGCUACCUCGUGCGGCAACAAGCCCUGCUGCAGGCCGAGGGAGCUCCAGCCACCACAAUGCGGGAUCCGUGGGACUGGUGUGCUCCAACCUGCCCACCGUGCCGCCCCCAGCACCGUGCCUCACUAAUGCCAGUGGAAGCAGUGACACCGUCGAGUUCCAGCUCCAGGGCGUUGACCUUGUGCCGGGACUCAAUCGUUUCACCUUCCACCACAAGGUAUCUCAAGUGGGCUAUUACGUGGGUCGGCAGCUGGACCUACGCUGGGAGCAGCUGAGCCUGGCACAGCUCACAUUGGGUGGGGGUCUCACGAGCAGGGGAGCAAGGCUGUCAAUGGCCCGGCCACCCGCCUUCACCAUCUACUAUGACAGCCCCAAGGUGGCAUUGCACUUUCCACAGGGUGAGCUCCUGGCCGGGGUGCGGCAGAGGCUAGAGGUGGUGCUGACAAGUGGCAGCAUUCCUCUCACUGCCGCGCACCAACUUCACCUCAAGGCCUCCAAGGGGCUGCUGAUCAGGCCCAGCCACAGAACGACAGACUCCAAAGCUGAAGAGGCGAGCUCCGAGUGUCCUCUGCCUUCGUUGUCUCCAUUGUCUCCACCUUUCGCUGAUGAGUGCCGUGUGCCAGUUGGAGAGCCCGGUCUGGCAGCAUCGUCAACAGAAGGGCGCACCUUCUCUCUGGUGCUUCAAGCACCACUGGGACCGUCGUCCUCACCUGCCACACACCAGGUGGCGCUAGCAGUGGAAAACUCUGAUGGUGUUGCUGUUCUGGGGUCGUCGCAGACAGUGGCACUCCACUUUCUGGCACCCUUUGCCUGCAGCCAUCGGCUGCAGACUUUUGACCAGCGGAAGUACCUCCAAGUGAACCUGCAGGGCCUGACAUCACAGCCCUUCACAGUGGGGAAUGCCACCCUGCUGGCACUGGACAACGAGCCUGUGUACCUCAAACCCCUCCACUCAAGCUCACAGCUGCUGAGAGUGAGUCCCGCUCAAAUGGCAUGCUUCCUUUGGGAGCUGCUCAACGCCGAGGGCCAGCCGCUGCGCCUCUCCUUCUCAGUGCUGUAUGCACACGGCACGGGCGAGGAUCGUGUCGAAAACAGCUUCAGCCACACCUUCCGCAUCGAGGAUUACCAGACUCUAUACACAGUACGUGUGCGAGUGGAGCCGCAGUCUGGAGCUGAGUUCUGCCGGACAGACUGCGCAUGUAGCCUGCACGUGCAAAUCUGUCAGCUGCAGACAACAGCGCCAUCCGCAAUCAUGUAUGAACUCGUUCCAGAUGCGACUGCCUGGGCCGUGCUUGGACGCACAGCAGGGGUGUUGCAGCUGAGCCCUGAGCAGCGUGAGCAGACCGUCAUGCUGGAAGUGAAGCCACUGCAGGUCGGGUUCUUGCCUGUGCCCACAGUGAGGCUGUCACGUUACAUCCCGCCGUCCUCAUCUGGGGGAACACCCUCCAAGAGCAUGAGUAAUGAAGGCAGCAGUGCGCAGGGUACCGCCAAGCUGGAGCCAUUCCUGCCUGGCCAAAUCUACAAUUGGAGCCGAGCCACGCAAGUGCACGUGCUGGCACCUUCGACCAGCAGCUGUGAGCCACCCGGCUGACAAGAUGCAGCAUCGCGUGUGUGUUAGAAAGGCCUCAUGAGAGUGGGAAACCCCUUGCCACCACCCUCAGCGCUGGCCUCGCCUGUACUAUUCGCCACGCCCCACCCCCUCCUCCCUUCUGGGCCACUGUACAAAGAGAGAGAGACAAGGAAAAAAAAAAGAAAGACUGCCUGCUCCCCUUUUAGGAGCUUGACAGGGACGUUUUCUCCGCCCGUUGUCGUCGUACUUCCUAUCCUCUUAGGAUAGCCUCGUCGUAAUUUCAUGUUCUGUGGGCCAGUCUUAGCGCCUACUGUCCUGCCUGCAGUGCAUCACCCUGCAAUGAGUGGCUGAUGUGCGUGAGACUCUGAUGAAAGAAAGGAAAAGAAGCCUGAAAAACAUUGUGGUGAUAUUUUUGCUCCACUUCUUGUAAAUGCUGUGCUUGUUUACAUAGUCCGCCUGUGUUAAAUAUCCCUUCCCUACAGCAGGCCUCCUUUAAAAAAAAAAUAGAAAGAACUUUCUCCUCUCCUGUGGUAAUGUAUCAGUGACAUGCCUGAUGCCCUCCUUGGUGUUUCGCGAAUUGGUGUCCAACAGUCUUUCCUUUACCCUACUUUGUGUGUAUUAUGGCAUGCAGGCCUUCCUUUCCCUCCCAACUCAGUCAGGCCCUGCUUUAGACUGUUGUACAAAGUUGAAGACAAAGUCAUUGCUUCUUUCUUUAGGAAACGUGUUACGCUGUCAUGACGACAGGCAUCACAAAACUCCUAGCCUCCUGUAUUAAGGCCUCCUCUCAUCUCCGUCCGAAGAGGCCGCAAGGGUUGUACAUGUUCCACAAGCAAAGCGGCACAUUGCGGUUGCUUUGUCUUUUGUUUUGCGCACGCCAGGAUUGUUGCGUGACGCUGUUCAGAGGCAUGUGUAUUGCUCUAGGAAACAAAAGAAGAAUAAAUAGGCUACAUUGUAAUUUCA